Messenger RNA from Penaeus monodon (black tiger shrimp), 580 nucleotides. RefSeq names its product cyclin-dependent kinase 4 inhibitor C-like. The record is from RefSeq and is a predicted model, not a curated record. Gene Ontology annotation, molecular function: protein binding. The transcript is spliced from 3 exons. NCBI's taxonomy places the organism in Eukaryota, Metazoa, Arthropoda, Malacostraca, Decapoda, Penaeidae. The annotation marks the transcript as partial.
UGCACACCGCUGCUUCUGUGGGUCAUGUUAAUGUCAUGCGGGACCUCCUGAAGGGCGGGGAGCUCCAAAGGCCACGAUGGACGGAAUAGGUCUUCAGGCCGUGCACUGUGCGGCGAAGGGCGGCCACAUCGAGGCGCUGAGGCUCCUGAAGGAGAGUGAAUGCGAUUUAACGACCAGGACACCUCGAGGCGCCACAACCCUCCACUGCGCGGCCGAGGGCGGGCACGUGGCGGCGGUGCAGUGGCUUCUCGAACACAGCGGCCUCAGUCUCGAUUCCCUCAACAACGACGGAGAAACUGCCCUCGAUGUGGCUCGAAGAAACGGCCAUCAUAACACUAUCGUCCAUUUGCUGGAGGCCAGACACCAAAGAGACGUGAAGAAGCUGCAGGAUGAGAUGAAAGAGAAAGAAUUUGAAAUUACAAAACUGGCCGCAGAUCUGAAGGUGAAAGAAGAACUGAGAAAGGUAAUACACCACACACACAUCUAUAAACAUGCAUACGUAUACAUAUCACAUACAGACACACACACGCACACAUAUAUAUGUGUGUGUGUGUGUGUGUGUGUAUUUGUAUGUGUGGAA